Molecule: messenger RNA, 1513 nt
Organism: Cyclopterus lumpus (lumpfish)
Lineage: Eukaryota; Metazoa; Chordata; Actinopteri; Perciformes; Cyclopteridae
Gene: gmpr
Product: guanosine monophosphate reductase
Exons: 9
Coding region: 1-1041 (346 amino acids)
Biological process (GO): nucleotide metabolic process
Cellular component (GO): GMP reductase complex
Molecular function (GO): GMP reductase activity
Source: RefSeq, a predicted model, not a curated record
AUGCCUCGCGUGGACUCGGACCUCAAGCUGGACUUUAAGGAUGUCCUCUUCAGACCCAAGAGGAGCAGCCUGAAGAGUCGCUCAGAGGUGGACCUCCAGAGGACCUUCACAUUCCGCAACUCUAAACAGACCUACACUGGGAUCCCCAUCAUCGCUGCCAACAUGGACACCACAGGGACGUUUGAGAUGGCACAGGUCCUCAGCAGACACACUCUCUUCACAACCAUCCAUAAACACUACUCUGUAGAGGACUGGAAAAACUUUGCUGCUAAUCAUCCAGAAUGCUUAGAGCAUGUCGCCGCCAGCUCAGGCAGCAGCGUUGCAGAUCUGGAGAAGCUGUGUGCCAUUUUGGAAGCAGUCCCCAUCCUCAAGUACAUCUGUCUGGAUGUGGCCAACGGCUACUCGGAGUACUUUGUGGAGUUCGUCAAGACGGUCAGAGGAAAGUUUCCGAAGCACACCAUCAUGGCUGGUAACGUGGUAACAGGGGAGAUGGUGGAGGAGCUCAUCCUUUCUGGUGCUGACAUCAUCAAAGUUGGCAUCGGGCCAGGGUCUGUGUGCACGACAAGGAUCAAGACAGGAGUUGGCUACCCACAACUCAGUGCCGUUAUAGAGUGUGCAGACUCAGCCCACGGACUCAAAGGACACAUUAUCUCUGACGGCGGCUGUAGUUGCCCAGGGGAUGUGGCGAAGGCCUUUGGUGCAGGCGCUGACUUCGUAAUGAUGGGAGGAAUGCUUGCAGGCCACGACCAGUGCACUGGAGAGGUCACUGAGAAGAACGGCAAGAAAUACAAACUCUUCUAUGGCAUGAGCUCCGACACAGCCAUGAAGAAAUACGUGGGUGGAGUGGCUGAGUACAGGGCGUCUGAGGGACGGACCGUGGAGGUUCCCUAUCGAGGAGAUGUGGAGAACACCAUCCGUGACGUGUUGGGAGGCCUCCGCUCCACCUGCACCUACGUGGGCGCCGCGAAGCUCAAAGAGCUGAGCCGGAGAACCACCUUCAUUCGUGUCACACAACAGUCCAGCCACAUGUUCACUUCCUAGGGCACACACACACACACAGACAGAGAAAAGGGGCAAACUAUUCUAUUUAACUGUAUGUUGGAAUGAAUGUGUAAUACAAUAUGCAAGAUCCAUAGGAGUCACCUGUUAACGGUUACUGGAGAAAUCAUUCUGCAAUAAACCGCAUGCAGGACCCUCUGCAAUUUUUUUUUUCCUCAGUGGUGUUGAUUAUUCUCUGAAUUGUAAUCAUUGUCUGGAUGACAGACAACAUCAUUGUGUACCCCUAUUAAGUGUGUGCAUGUAUUUUGGGUGUGUCAGGAAGACUGAGCUAGCUGGACAUGAGGACUUCUGAAUAUAUGCAUCAGACACAUUUGACAUAAUUCACCACGCUGUGCAUAUAGUCAUGUUUAAGGCCUCUUCAUUGACUCCACUGUGCCUGGCGUUUUAAAUCAAUAGCGUCCUCUGGCCUCUAAUGCUCUUGUACUUUACGCAAGGAACUUCAGGGAAAAGUCAC